CGCGUUGGAUGCGCUCCGCGUUUCUCGUGGCGCUCUUCGUCGCCCCGGCUGCUGUCCUGGCCCCAGGCUUGCGGGUCGCUCGCCGCCGCCGGAACAGCCGCUCGCAAGUGCGCGUGUCGGCGCGAGUGUGAGUGCGUCGCGCGUUCUCCUUCCACUGGCUCCUGCGGUGUGACCGGGAGCCAGCGGCGACUGGUGACCGCAACACUCUUGCGCGCGCUAUGGUGGUGCGUCGUCCGACUGUUGCACGUGCGCGACAAGCGGCGAAGACGACAGCGACGUGCCCGUGGCGACUGUGAGCGCGAACUCUUCCGAAGCUUGGAUACUCGUCGACGGGACAUUCGAGGAGAACCAGCACCGUCGCCAUGCAGUGCCGGAGGCCGUCACCUCGUCGGCAAAACCCCCCUGCGGGCAUGCUUCUACGCAUCUUCGCCGGGUGCCUGGUCCUGGUUAACACAGGAGUCCACUGCCAGCAGCAGAGCUUCCGCGUUCGGCCGCAGCCCGUGGAGGUGAUCGAGGGACGCACGGUGGAACUCAGGUGUGAGGUGGCCAACCAGGCCGGCGCAGUCCAAUGGAGCAAGGAUGGAUUUGUACUGGGGUUCAACCGGAGCAUUCCAGGAUACCCCCGCUACACAAUGAUCGGCGAUCCCGCCCAAGGCGUCCACAACUUAAGGAUAGACAAUGCGACGCUCGAAGACGAUGCGGAAUACCAAUGCCAGGUCGGCCCGACAGCAGACCACAGGGCUAUUCGAUCGGACGCCCACGUCACUGUAUUGCUGCCCCCUUCUUCCGUGACCAUCACGAACCACCCGAACGGCAGCAGCGUGGAAGUUCGCCGAUCCGAGUCCGUCAAGCUCACCUGCGUCGUUUCCCAGGCGAAGCCCGCGGCUCAGCUCAAGUGGCACCGCGAGAACGUCGAGCUUCGCCCAGACAACGUGCAGUACAGCGUUGAAGAGAGCGAAGGAGGUCGCCAGAAUGCCAUCAGCAGCUUGACGCUGACUCCACGACCGGAGGACAACGGCGUCGCCUACUCCUGCGAGGCUGUUCAUCCCGCGCUGGGGACACCGCUCUCGGCCUCCGUCAAGUUGGACGUGCUCUUUGCGCCUGGACCCCCGGAGAUCCACGGCUACACCGAAGGCGAAACGAUCCGCAUGGGCGACACGACCACGCUCCGGUGCAUCUCCCGCGGCGGCAACCCGCUGGCGCAGCUCGUCUGGUACCGCAACCAGGAGCGCCGCGUGGUGGACAGCUCGUACACCACGAGCGGCCGCGAGUCGGUCAACACGCUCACCUUCGUGGCCAACUCGUCGGACAACAACGCCGUGUACCAGUGCGCCGCCACAAACGUCGUGGCGCCCGAGCCGAUGACGGCGUCGGUGCGGCUCACCGUCCAGUUCGCACCUUCGAAGGUGAAAGUACGCGGCCCAAAGGAAGCCAAGGCGGGGGACCAGGUAACCAUGCGCUGUUCCACAGAGCGCAGCAACCCGCCUGCCGAAGUCUCGUGGGUGGUGGACGGCCGACCCUUCGAGUCCGUUUCCACCAUGACGGCUGACCCAAAGGGCGGAUGGGUCACCACAUCGAACAUCACUGUCAACAUCACGGGACAAGAACGAAAUAUGAAGAUGUUCUCCUGCUACGCGGUCAAUCAGGCCCUUGGAGACACGGUCGUGGAAACUGCGGCCGUCAGCAUUCUCUAUGCUCCAGAGACCCCGCGAAUUUUUGGGUACAAGGAAGGAACUGCUAUUCAGGCGAAGUCGCUGCAGCACAUCACCUGCGUGACGAACGGUGGGAAUCCGCUGCCGACUGUCCGCUGGUUCAAAGGAACGCAAAGGGUGGAGUCUACUUCGAAGGCUAACGGAAAUUCAGUGACCUCGGAAGUGGCGAUCGUUGCGCAAGACUCGGACAACGGAGCGGAGUAUCGUUGCGAGGCCUCCAACCCGGCAACGAAGAAAGCCCUGACAACGAGCAUCAAGCUCACGGUUCAUUUUCCACCCCCUGCUGUCACUAUCAAGAUAAAACCCCGAAAGCCGAGGUCCGGACAAAAGCUCACGCUGACCUGUGAGACUGGCUCCAGCAACCCGGCCUCCGUGAUCAGUUGGUGGAAGGACGGCCUGCAGCUCUCCGGAGCGACCGAGGAGCCGCCUGUUGACGCGCCGUUCGGAGGCAAGGCCUCCAAGAGCGUCUUGGUGGUGAACGUCACCGCCGACGACAACGAGGCCAACUACAUGUGCCAGGCCACCAACAAGGCGCUGCAGCUGAGCGUGCACGACUCGGUGUUCCUCGACGUCACCUACAAGCCCGAGUUCUCGAUCGGUCCGCUGGAGCGCUUCGACAUCGUCGAAGGCCGCUCGCUGGUCAUCAACCUGACGGCGCAGGCGAACCCGCGGCCGGUCAGCUACACGUGGAAGAAAGGCGACCGCCGGCUGCCCGCGGCUCGCAGCUCCGAGCGGUCGUCGAGCCGCUCCGCCUCCUCUCCCUCGGCGCGUGUGUCCGCCAGCGGACCGCUGCUUAACCUAACGGGCGUGGAGCGCAGCGACGGGGGCGUCUACGAGUGCGAAGCCACAAACAGCGAAGGGUCGACGAAGGCGUCCAUCCUCAUCAACGUCCAGUACGGCGCAGUGAUCAAGGCUGUCACCGAGACCGUGAUCAUCGACGCCGGCUCCAACGCCCAGCUCGAGUGCGACGUGGACGCGAAGCCAUUCAACGACGACACAGUGUCCUGGCGCCGGCCGGGCUUCGACAUGAGCCGCACGCGUCAGAUGAUCAAGGAUGACAUGCGAUCCAUCUUCACUGUGUACAACGUGUCGCGCGAAGAUUCGGGCCCGUUUGACUGCGUCGCCCACAACGGCAUCGGCGAAGAGGCCGUCAUGACCGCCAACCUCAUCGUCAAAUUCCGGCCCGAGAUCGACCAGAGUCCUCCGCAGCUGAAGGCAGCGGGCAAAGAAGGUGGCACGGCCGAGCUGGUGUGCCGCGCCCAGGCAGCGCCGAACGCCACGUUCUCGUGGUCUCGCGAGGGCGUCGUCAUCACCGCUUCGUCUCCGCAACCGGACAAGUACGACGUGUCCGUGCGCCAGGUGGACCUGCUGACCUUCGAGAGCACGCUUCACGUGAAGCUCAUCCGGUCCUCCGACUACGGUCACUACGAGUGCGUGGCCCGGAACGAGCUGGGCUUCGACAGCGCCAAGGUUCACCUGGACACGCUCAGUGCGCCAGACCCGCCGCUGCAGCUGAAGGUGACCAAUGCCACCUACAACAGCCUGACGCUGGUGUGGCGGCCGGGCUUCGACGGUGGUCUUCCGCAGUCCUUCCGCAUCCGGUACCGGCAGGCGGCGUCGAGCGAAGGCUACCACUACCAGGACGUGCUGCUGUCCAACGUCACCAGCUACACCGUGGGCUCACUCCGGCCGGACACCGAGUACUCGCUGGGCAUCAUGUCCUUCAACGCCUACGGAGAGGGGAAGUACCUCGAGGACAUCGUCAAGGGAAAGACCACGGAUGACGCUCCACCUGCGCUUACCCAAGAAAUCCCGCCGCCGGCGAAGAUCGACAUUCCCAAGAUAAUCAUCACCAGCGUCUCCGUCGUGGGGACUUCGCUAUUGUUUCUCAACAUCAUCCUAGUCAUUUGCUUCGUUCGCAAAAGGAGGAAGAAGCGUCUGGAGGAAGAAGAGAGUGACCAGUCGAGCAAGACUGCCACGAUCGAGAUGUACGCGCCGAGCAGCUACAACGAGACCAUGAACGGCGAGACGGUCAGUUCCACGUCCGAGAAGAGCGAGGCUUACUCCAAUGAGCACAGCGCUGAAUACUCGGAGGAAUCGAGCAAACCCGCCGCGGCGACGUACUUGAUCGAUCAGGCAAGCGACAGCUACGUUCCCGACGGUUCGCUGCACUAUGCCCCGUACAACCGCUACGGCGACGAAGCAGUUCCGGCGGCCGGCAACGGGAGCAUCGAUCGGCGGAUGUUGCCCAACAGGCGAGUCCACUACGAAGGAGAAGACGAGUUCUACAGCGACGCACUGCGGCGCAACGCAUACAACCAGAAACUAGGAGACAAGGUUGGCUACGGCAAGGUACCAGGCGUCGGGGCAAGCCAGCCCCCGCCUCCACCAGGCCGCACCUCGGCAAGCGGCGUGGACGCAAUCUACAACAUCAAGGCGGACCAGCAGCGAUACGUUCCCUACCCAGUUCCCGGCGGCGCCCAGGGCUCCGGCCCUGGAGGGCCUUCCGUCCACCACCACCCGGGAGGCGACGUGGCCGCCGCGGCGGGGCAGACCAUCCUCACCACGUUCAGCCCGUCGGGCAACGUGCCAGUCUCGCCCGUGCUGGCCUCCAUGCACAGCUACGGACCGCCGCUCAUGGACGGCGCCCCGGCGCAUGACGAGAUGGACGGCCAUCUUGUCUGACGCUCCACCGCCGUCUAGCGUGACCACCGAUGAUCGCUAGCCUCGCACCCCCUCUGUUACCGAGUCGCCGACGCAGACCGGCGGCUGCGUUCGAACACGGAAUCUUAUUAUUUUUUCUUCUUCCGACGUCCGCGCCGCUGCCACAGGCAAGCGCGGCAAUCGGGCCAACGCUACGGUGUGCCGGAACAGCCGCGUUUGGGUGCGGGAUGUGCAAGAGAACGGAAGUGAAAAAACUGCGUCGAGUCACGAGAACAACACCGAGUACGCUGUGUAUUCGAAAAACUUCGUGAACCACUUGGUUGCCACCGCCUGCCGCUCAGCAGCCGGACUGCAGAGAAAACAAAGCCAGUUCGUCGCGCCCUCGACGACGACGUCACGUCUGCUUGUCCCACGCCGUACGCCGCUGACUUGGGGUAGGCCCAGUUUCAAGAGCGAACGCGUGAACGUCACCAUCGGCAGCGGAAGAGACCAGGGGAAGACCACGUGGUCCUUCUUUCCCAACAGUCAUUUCUCGCUAUAGUCGGGUUUCAGUCAACCGUCGAGUGGUGCGCUGUCUUCAGGGAUGCUACAGAGCUUGUGAACGAGUCCACGUGAAUGUGAAAGAAAGUGUUGCGCGUUAAUUGCUGUCUUCUCACGUGUUUCGUUCUUGCCUUUGAUUUUUUUGCGGCGUCAGUGACGACGUGUGCGUGUAUGAGUUUACGCGCCUGUGGAUGUUUUUUUUUGGACGUCCGAGGACUCUGCUGUCGCAUUGGCGGCAACUAUUUGUUGUGCUCAAGUCGUGCAUCUAGGAAAGCGUCGUCUACGAGUCCGUCACCGACGGAGUAUCUUUGUACAGACGAACUACAGACGGCUUUCCAUCGUGCCUUAUUGCAAUCUAGUAAAUUUCAGUGCGGAACUCGCUUAAUUUGAAAGCCGCCCCGUUCACAUCCAGAUUUUGUAGUGUGCUCGUCUCCGAUCGACUACCGGACACUGAGUGUGAUGUUGUCAGUGCGCUCUAGGACUAAGAGUUUUUUUCUCUCUCUCUUUUCGUCGUUGGGCGAGAGUUAGCAUGAAACUUCUGCUCGGUGUUUAUUUAUAGUAAUUAUGAAUUUGAAGCAACUGUGUGUUGCGUUUUGGUUUUGUACAAUUUGAGAUGCGAAUGCGUCCCAUGAAAGAAUGACAUCGUUAAGUUUCACUUGUUCUCUAUCAAAACUUUCAUUGUCUCUGCUUUAGUAUAUUUAAUUUUUUUUUCGUUGUGUGCACACGUUUACUUUACGUUUUGAAAACAUGUGACGGUGUGAAUUGUGUACAUAACUCAGUGCAAGCAUGCCAUGGAGCUGUCACUCUAUUCACCUCAUAGCCACAAAGUAAGGUAACCGCAUUUUCUCAUCACGUCUAGUCACAGCCAAUGGCCAAAGAAACUGCUGUUGCUCUCACGCCAGACUGAAACUUUCUUACGAAUACCAGGUACAGCGUUAAGAAAGGUAGGUACUGUUAUCGCAAUUAGGGUACUUUCAGCUUUCUGAAAUUCCUUAAGAUACUCGGUCACAAGGAAACUUAAAUUUUUGUGCCAGUUAAUUUUCUAGGGCUGCUGAACUCACAGAUUCUUCAAUAUGUUGAGUUCACGAACUUUUCUCUCGAUGCAGUCGUAAAUGAAUUUGCAUCGCUGUUGGCCUAGUUCUGCUUCUGCUAUAACUCGAACUCAUUAUUAUGACAUCAUGCAGCUCUGUGCGACCAGCGUGGCAGACAUUGUAAAGCCUAGUCUUGCUGACUAUCACCAAAGGACCAACAUGCGAACAUGCUUGCGAUUCCUUUUCGCACAAGCGAGCUGUCAUGAAGCUACGAGCAUAAUUUUUUAUGUGUUUUGUUGUGUUUACAAGGCGCAAAAAAUGGCGACGAGUUUUUGGUCAGCGAAGGCAAGCGCCACCAGUCCGCUUUCACCACGUCUGCUGACCCGCUUCAAAAAAUGUACAGCAAUACACAUGAAUAAAUGGUUUGUCCUUAA
Molecule: messenger RNA, 6381 nt
Organism: Dermacentor andersoni
Lineage: Eukaryota; Metazoa; Arthropoda; Arachnida; Ixodida; Ixodidae
Product: nephrin-like
Biological process (GO): cell-cell adhesion
Cellular component (GO): cell-cell junction; plasma membrane
Molecular function (GO): cell adhesion molecule binding
Source: RefSeq, a predicted model, not a curated record